Messenger RNA from Misgurnus anguillicaudatus (oriental weatherfish), 2669 nucleotides. RefSeq names its product ubiquitin-conjugating enzyme E2S (gene ube2s). The record is from RefSeq and is a predicted model, not a curated record. Lineage: Eukaryota; Metazoa; Chordata; Actinopteri; Cypriniformes; Cobitidae.
UGCGUCUUUGAGGAAUUGUGUUGUUGUUCCUGUGUCAAAGACUGCUAACAGGCUACAAUAGCCGUCGGUUGCAGAUAGCCGAACAAUUCAGCUUUAUCAAAGACAAAAUUUCACGUCAUAUCGGAUUUUAAAACCUUUAAACAAAAUAUUUCAUCCAAAGACGACGUCGAGCAGCAUUCAACGAAAGAAAUCACGAGAAUAUAGCCGGAUAAUUUAACGUCAACUGCUUAGCAAGCUCUCGUUAGCGUCGUCUGUUUGAUAGCAACGCUAGCAAGGGGACCGACAUUAUAGUCACAAAUUGGUCUUGUUAACGUCCCGUGCCUCUGUAGAAAUACUUGGGUGUCUAUAUAUGUUGCAGUAUAUUUGACUGUUUAUCAUUUUAAAGUUUGUUAAAGCGGGUCUCAGUUGCAAGCGCAAGAGAUUGGCCGGUUUGGUAGCAGUUGGCUUUUUUUCUUAUUUGGGAUAUUUUUUCUGGUUAUCUGCACUCCAUACACCUGGAAAUGAAUUCAAACGUGGAGAACCUGCCUCCCCAAGUCUUGAGACUUGUCUAUAAAGAGGUUUCUGCUUUGGCAGCAGACCCUCCAGAAGGCAUCAAAAUCUACCCCAGUGAAGAAGACAUAACUGAGCUUCACACUGCUAUUGAGGGCCCAGAAGGAACUCCUUAUGCAGGAGGAAUAUUCCGUAUGCGUUUGGUUCUCGGCAAAGAUUUUCCUGCUGCACCUCCCAGAGGCUACUUCCUCACUAAGAUUUUCCACCCAAAUGUUGGGCACAAGGGUGAAAUAUGUGUUAAUGUACUGAAGAGGGACUGGAAGGCAGAGCUGGGUCUGAGACAUGUAUUGCUAACCAUCAAGUGCCUUCUGAUUCAUCCUAAUCCAGAGUCGGCUCUGAACGAAGAGGCGGGAAGGUUGCUUUUAGAGGACUAUAAAGAGUAUGCAUCCCGUGCUCACCUUCUAACAGAAAUCCACGCUAUGGGAGGCACGUCGGGGGCUCCUCAAGAGCCAGCUGAUGGACCCCAACCCAAGAAACAUGCAGGAGAUCCAAAUAAACGUGUAGCUGGGGUUGGUUUGGCAAUAUUGGGUGGUGGUAUUAACGGCUCAAAUAACAGCAGCAGCAGUGGCACAAGCAGUAGCAAUACUAAUAUAGUUGCAAAGAAGAAAACCGAUAAAAAACGAGCACUGAGGCGACUAUAAAAGCGUGAAUCUGUUUUUGUGUACAUAUAAAUGUUGAAGUGUGCAGACCACCCUUUCCUCCUCCUCAAACUGUCUUUCCAUUUUAGGAUAGCACAUUCGUUUUAUGAUCCUACCUGACUGCUCCCUGUGUUCGUUUUCUCUUCAGUUUAAACUUACUCUCAGGUCUUGAACUGUCCUUGUGACAAUUCUUUAUUUCAUUCAUUAAUGGGGUUUCCUCUGUGUUUCCAAAUGUUACAAUUGUUCAGAUUAUGAAAACAGUAGUUUUUGAGAAAGAUGAUUAUUAUAUGUGGCCUCUAGAAUUAUGUAAUGCCCAUCAGUGAGAUUUCUAGCUAUGUUUGUCUUGUUUCCUUGUCUGCAAGUUCUAGGAAACAGUGGCUGCUAUAGUUCCCUGUAUCCCCCGUACCGGUGGCUAGUACUAUCAGCACAGGCUUUCUAUUAAUACACAAGUUACCUUGCACAGAAUUGAAGUGUUUGAAUUUUGUCUGACAAGUCAGCUUAUGAAAUUUUUCUUCUGUGUCAGUUAAAGGAAUAGCUCACACAGAAAUGAAAAUUCUGUCAUUGUUUACUCACCGUUACUCUUGUUGCUUUAAACCCAUGUCUGUCUUUUGUCUAACUUAAAAGAUUUUAGGCCCUUCACUUUCAUUGUAUGGAAAAAGAGCCUCAUGAAUAUUUUUAGAUAUCUCAUGUUCUACAGAACAAGGUAAGUACUGAUUUGUAAGAUGUGAUGGUGAAUAAAUUAUGACAGAAAAUUCAUUUUUAUUUGAACUGUCUCCAGAUGCAGGAUAUGCGUGUUGUUCUUCAGGGGAUGAUGAAUGUUACAUUGCAAAGGAUAAUAUUGUGUAUGUUUGUUACUUAAAAGGGGGAACAGAGGGGUGGGGGUAAAAUGUGGUCUGAAUAUAACUGAGAUGUUUUGUUAUUUGCGAGUUUCAUGCUUUUUUUGUGUGUUUGUGUUGUAUCAUUUCCCAUUUUUACUUUUGUAGUCCACUUUUCAAAAAGCCUUUUAUUUUAUUUUAAGUGAACAGCUACAUUUUACCUUACACUUUGAGGCUGGAGUUGGAGUCAAUAGAAAUGUAGACCGGUUGGGGUAGAGCAAGGGGGCAACUAUUUAAUCAUGAGGCUGAAAGAUACUUCUGGCUCAUCUUUCAAACAAAGUGUCAUAUGAUCUUUGUCCAAUCAGCCAUGUUAGAAAAACUAACACGGCUGUUUCACUGUUUGGAUGUCGAAUUUUUGACUACUUUUUAAUAUGACCGCAGUUGCACUUUUCUCUAGUCCUACUGGUCUCUCAAUCAACAAGCCUCUCGAGGAAUCUGGGGCCUUCAGUUCCCAAAGAUCUUGUCUAACAAAAUGUUAUGAAUGUUGGGCAGGAUGUACGUGCAGAAAGAUGUUUGCCCAUGUGUAAAAUCUUGUGAAUGAACAAUAGGGCAUUUUGUGGCCAUUUAAGUUAUUUAAAUUAAUAAUAAAGGAAUUUUAGAAAGAAAA